Messenger RNA from Motacilla alba alba, 26563 nucleotides. It is a transcript of the gene MBNL3, whose product is annotated as muscleblind like splicing regulator 3. The transcript has 10 exons. The record is from RefSeq and is a predicted model, not a curated record. Bases 17788 to 18903 code for a protein of 371 amino acids. Lineage: Eukaryota; Metazoa; Chordata; Aves; Passeriformes; Motacillidae. Gene Ontology annotation, molecular function: metal ion binding.
GAAGGAACAUGCCACCUCCAGGGUCAGGAAUGUGAUUUAUCUGUACUUGCCUGGAGACCUUCAGGAGCUGGUCUGCUGUUCUGAUUUUUUUCCACCAUGAUUCCUUUCAGCCUUUCAGAAAAAAUGGCUGAUUUGAUUAGAUGAACACUUCUGUAGUACAAAUCAGAAAGGAAGAGGGUGCUUAGCUUCUUUCUGAAGCAGGAGUUUUAGUUUCCAAAUGAAAAACUUUCUUAGCAUGAUAAAAAUAGAGAAUUACUUUAUGGGGAAAGUACUUGCUUCCCUCCUGGCUCUGCUGGGCAGCCUUCAGCAGGGAGGAAGUGGGGAAAUUACCCUCAGCUCCCUUGGACCACAACCCGUCCUAGUGGUUUUCCAGUGGAGUAACUAGAGUGACACCAGAGCUGUGCUUUAGUUCUUCAAAGUUAAGGGAUAAAUGACUCCAUAUGAAAAUUGAAUUUUAAAUCCUGCCAGGCAUGAUGUCCCCUCCCUGUAGGACCUGCGGCCCAUGUGGCACUGCAUCAUGAAGCACAGGCCAUGUUGGAUGGUGAGAUUCCUCACGUUGGGGUGCUCAGUCCAGCUAAGCAGCAUGGAUAGCUGUGAUCACCACUCACAUCAGUCAGUUAGCAACUUUUAUAUUUGGAGAAAUAACUGCAUAAGAAAUAGUGGCCUCGCAUAGAAUUCUGGGCCUUUCUGCCAGGGGAGGGGCAACUAUUCGAUGAUUUUGUAGAAAAUAAAUUAUCUUGGCCUUUAUUCUGGUCCCUAAAUUCAUUUUCGACUGUGACAAGAGUCAAGAUUUAAGCCUGGGUUUCCCCAAGUAAAAUGCAGUUAAUUAGCCCACUCCAUCAUGCAGCCUUCUCUGUUAACAAAGGCAGUGUACUCAGCCAGACAGCUCUUGCUCACAAGUGAUGCUCACCUUUUGUAUGGCAGAGUGUGCUUGCUCCAGAGCCUGGAGUCCUUGUUUGCAUCCCUUUUCAGCAGUGCUUCUUAACCCCUCUGUGCAGCCCCAUUGUAGUGCUGCCUGUCUCCAGUUGAGAGACUGCUGGCACCAGGAUGUGUUUAAGUUUGAAUGAUGGUUUGUGUCACUGGUAGUGGCUGUGGAGCUUUACCAAGGUCAGACACUGCUGCAGGGUAAAGGGGAGAAGAGGGUUUCUACCCUGAGGAGCUUGUAGCCCUCAGGGUGAUGUGACAUUAGUGUUAUUAGCUGUAAAUUGGGAAUGGGGUUCAAGCAAUAUUGGGGGGGCAAAGUGAGACAGUUAAAACAGCUUGGUUUCUGAGCUGGAAGAAGGAUGUAUGAUCCAUUGUCUGGGGUCCUGGCUUGCUGUUCUCACCAGACCAGAUCUCACACUGAUAAGCUGGAGCUCAGCACCAAAUGCUGCUGUGGUGGAUCAGGUGUGGGGAAAUAAACCAGCAAGGUUGUGGGGGACUCUGCUGCACUGCUCCUGGCAAUCAGGGGAUGUGUUAGAAAUUUUUGAUUGUCAUCUCCCCACUGAUUUGGGUUCAGAGGCUGGGGUGAGGCAGGGUGCUUCCUGAGCAGGGCAGGCUGUUGACAAGUUUUCUUAACUGGCCACUGACCUCAGGUAGAUCACUUAAUUCUGUUCUUCUGCAAAGGAGUUGCUUGGGUUGAAUGUCAAGAACUUUGAGUUUUGCAGUAUCAUGAUACUGUACAGUUUCAAAAUACUAUUUUUCUUCCUUGUGUGAAUAUCUAAAUUUGACUGUGCACCUGCAGUGUUACAGGAUUUAAUAAACUGGGGAGAGGGACAAUCCUUAGUUUAGGUAUAGCUAUUGGCUGUAGUCUGUAAAAAUGUGUCUGCAAUUUAAAAAACAUAGGGAAUUAUUUUCAGAUCCUGUAAUCUAUUUAAAUGCAGGCUCUUCAGUAUUUGGCUGCUUCCUGAAGACUGCACUCACUGAUAUUGUAAUCCAGAGCCUGUGUGUGCAGGCAGUGCCAUGUGGUUGAAAGCAAUCCUUGCACAAAAAAUCAUCUGUAUGUAGAUACUAGAAUGUGAACAGUGAUGUCUGUGUGAGUGGAUAGCAGGUCACGACCCCCUGAAAAUAGAAACAUAUUGAUGUUGUUAGCAAAAGCUGUGGAGCAUGUUUUCCUUGAAAAUUGUUAUUCAAUGUUGUUCUUGCUGUCUUUUGAAUUAAACAUACUGUAAGAGUUAGUUUGCUGGAAUUUUGACUGUUCUGGAGCACUGUGUAUUGGGUAGUUAUUAUUAACAGCCAGAGAAGGUAGCAUGACCUACUGAACAGACAGCAAGAUGCAUAGACACUAGCAGCAGGGAAAUCUAAGACAAUGCAUGGAAAAAUAUGUACAAGGUAAAACUUGUGAAGCCAGCCCUUAUGCAGCAAAUAAAGCAAGGUCUCGCUGACCUUGGCAGCUGUACAGGGCAGUCUUUGCAUAAGAAUGACUUGUGCUUAAUAUGCUAGAGAAAUUAUUCAGGGACAAAUAUUCCUGUUUUCUGCAGUACUGAGGACAAUGUCAUCUUCCAUCUCCAGUCACAACACAAACACAAAUACAUUGCAGAUGGGGUACAAGGAGGACCUGACCCUCCUCGAGCACAGCCAGUUCUGCUUCCCAUGGCCUAGAGAAAGAUAUUUGGUGCUGUUCUCCUGGCAAAGCUGGAUCCAGUGCCUUAGAGCAGCCACCUUUGAGACUGGCAGUGGCUGGAAAGAAAGGCAGCAUGAUGGGUGUCUUCCUUAAUUAGUCCGUGCAGUUUGUGUCUGCUAAUAAGAGAUCUGCUAGAUUCGGAGAUCAGAGGGGCACUUUGCUCUUGCUGUUGUGCUGUGUGGAGGCAAACAGGGGGAGCAGACCUGCAGGCUGGUUAAAUGCCAGGAGAUAACCGAGCCAGUCAGGCAUUUCCUGUGGCCCAGGGCUUGCAUGCAGCUCUUGGACAGGCUAAGCCCAGCUCACCCACUGUUUGGAGUGAGCAGGAAUUACAGUGGAGCCUGUACUUCGUGGGUCCCUGCUUCAGAGCCCUCCAGCCAAGGUGGGAGUGGGACAGGUGGAUGUUGAGCUGGCUGGAGUCUCUGCUUUCCACGUCGUGGGGCCAGGCCAGUCCCCAUGCCACCACCAUGGCCAGGUCUGUACCUGUACAUCUCCUCCGGCGGUGAUGCUUACUAAACCUUGCUACUUACUCAUUACUGCUGUUUCUCAUGACUUUUCCCUUUUCCUUCCUCUUCCACUGGAUAGAUCAGCCCUGUAAAUGUCCAUGUUUAAGAGCAAAGCUGUCUUGAGUGUUUGGCAGAGCAGGGUCUCCAAGGUCUCUCUAUCAGGAGAGGGCCAGAGAUGGUGUUUGUUGAUAUUGAUCAUGGGAAAUGUAAUUAAUGCGGGUAUAAAGUGUUAAAUGUUAAAUUAAAAUGUGAGAUUUAAAGGCAGUCAAUAGAUCAAUUCUGAGGCUGGGAUGAAAUGCUCAGACUUACAAACAAUAAUCAGAUUUCCGAUAAAAUCUCACUGUGUGUAAUUAGAGGGGUUGAAAUACUAAAUCAGGUAUUAAGGGAGUGAUAUUUAGAUUAUGUUGAAAGAACAAAGAUCCAGACAAAAAGAGCCCUCCUGUCUGCAGGCAGAGCUCAGACUGGGCAGAAAUGGUGUGGAGCUGGGGGAUGUGCUGAUCUAGCAAUUAAAACUGCCAAGAGAGGAGAGUGAUGGGAAAACUGCACAAAUGUAGAAUGCUGAACAUGUGCCUGGAUGGAAACAAGACCAUUUGGACCUCAUAGCUCUCUUGUAGUCUGAUAACACUUCUAAGACCUUGGUCCAUCCACAUGCACAGAUGUUGACAUCUGAUGUGGUCUUGGUGAGCCUUCCAGAGGAGUGAGGACAACAUGUUAAAAUCGACCCCAGCAGGAAGUACUGCCAUAAAAAACACUUCCCAAGAGUUAAAAAUACUAGUUACCAACUGCCACCACAUUUCAGUGGUAUUCCAGCUAGUCAAGAAGAGCAAAGGCAUGCAGUUGAUAUUUUGCUAAGGGUAACGAUUUAAGGAGUGGGGCAAAGUUAGGCUCAGUGUCCUAGGGCACAUGGCAUUUCCAGGGCAUUUCUUUGAAAUUUAUAUUUUGUUCUAUAAUCCACAAAAAAGUAAGCAGAAAAGAGUCCAGAGUAACCAACUCCCUAGUUUAAAUGGCCUAUGAGUAAUGAUACCAAAUAAGUUCUGCUUUAGGAGCAGCAUCAUGCUUUGCUCUUCCAGUCAUCUUAAUUUUCUGAUGCUGCAAGCUGUGCAGGAGCUGUGCAGGAAACAUACAUUCCCUGAAUAUGUAUAUUUGCUUUCAUCCCUAAAGGGAUAAUUCAGAAUAUGGGACAGGCAUAGUAUUUACUGUGGGCACUGCACCUGUCAAGGUAACAUUACUAUGGAAUGGAGGGUAAAAACCACUUCUCUGCUAGAUAAAAUGGAUAAACUGGCUCAUUAGCUCUGGGCACUUACUUGCUAACCUUGUCCUCUACCUGUGAUGUGAUUAUUUGUGAAGAUGUAGCUGUAAGGCUCUCCAGAGCCUUGAAAGUUCCAUGUUUUAAGAGUAUCUUCUCAUCUUCUCAUUUUGUUUUAUAAUCCUGGUGCAGCCUCUGCUGGGCAGUUCCAGAGGUUGAGAUGCUGUCCAUGGCUGUGAUGUAACCCCACCCAGCUGCUCAUCAGUGCCUUGGCAAUGCUUUGAGGUUUUUAUUGCUUAACUGCAAGCCCUGCCUUAGCCAUGAGUUGAGCCAGGCUUCUGCUCACCUUGCUCCUUGCAGAGCAGAUGCUGAAGAGCAAAUAGAGCGGUUUCAGCAGUGGAGAACUCUUUUGAGCUUUUAAAUAAAGGUCUCUGAAAUUUCCACCGUGGUGGGGCUGGGCUGAGGUAACCUGAUCUUUGGAAAAGCGCCUUUGAGCUGUAGUUUACAGAAGGGCUUCUUGAUUAACAAAGACUGAAUGCGGGUUAGUUAAACUGUAGCCAUUGUAUUCAAGGUCACUGUUAAUUUUUUUAAUUGCAAGCUUUCUCCCAAGUCUGGGGUUGGAAAUGAGACUUGCUGUGUCAAGCUCCCAGAAAGGGUUGGAAAUUGUGGCAUUUCAUCCUGCAAUUACUCUGUUUCACUCUGCCCCUUCCCUUUAUCUAAGAGGAAAAUAAGCUUUGUAAAGUGCUGUACAUAGAUUUUAAGUUCGUUGCUGAUACUAGAAGCCCCAAAAAGCAUGUGUCUCUGGGAAGAGACUGAUGCUCAGUCUAUGGCAUAUCAUAAAGCCAGCCAGGGGAAGGGCAGGGACAUCACAAGGGCAUGCCUGUGGCUAGAGACUUACAGGAGGUCUUUCCCUUCCCACCAGUCAUAGUGGAGCUCUGGAGGUCCUUGCCAGAAGGGAAACAGUGGCAUGCUUAAGGAGUCCUCAGAAGGAGUGGGAGGCUGGAGCACCAGGAUGGGAGAUUGUGUAUCUCAGCUGUGCUGUUACUGCUGGGCAUCUGUGGGGGCUGCUGGAUCAUUUUCACCAGCUGUAGCCCCACUGGAAGGAGGUCAUUCCUCCACACUCCUGCUGCUCCUGCCUUCUUUGCCCACACCUGCCUGUGGACAGGAGCAGAGGAAGGACCCACAAACAGCUCACCACUCUGAAACAUGCUGUUUGAGGGCUUGCAUACUGAAAGGGAAGUCCAGCCUCUCGUGACUCCCUGUCAAGGAGCAUUUUCUUGCUCUCCCUGAACCAUUCCUGAGCUUCUGAUUCCAGUCUUUUGGGUUGUUUCCACCUAUAUAUUCAGCACAAGGAGGAAGCCUGCAGCACUUGACAGCACAGGAAAGGUGAAAGAGUGCUUUAUGCCUGGUCCUGCACACAUUCCCCCUAAAGAGUUUUCCCUUACUCCUUUCCUAGACAGAAUAUCAGGAGGCAGAACAGAGAUUCUAGUCUCUGGUCUUCUCAAAUGCCUCAAUGUUCCCUCAAUAAUACUCCCCUGAGUUGAUGCUGUCCUUGCACGUUUUUAAGGUGAAACUCCUUGCAGUCUCAUUCCUAGCAGGCAGAGUUGGCUGCUCCUGCACUUGAGCUGUGGUGAUCCUGGCAGAGCAGCGUCUGCAUGGUGCGUGUGGCGAGUCCCAGUUCUGUUUUUUGUGACCUGAAUGCAUGGAACAGCUUGUUCUCUGCUGUCUGUUAACCCUUGGAAAGACACUUCCUCUUGUGCUCCUUCGUUCUGCAUUGGCAGUGCUCAGCAGGGUCAGCUCUGCACUUCGGGUUUGAGGGCAGAGCCUGUGAGGGAGUUAAUUGCUGAGUGAUGAUGGCUCUCUCCAGCUGAAGGUCUGCUCCCAUGAGCUAUUUAAGCCUCUGUUUCUUGUAUCUCUGUGCCAAUCAGAUUAGCUGAUGCCAGGAAACAGACCACAGCCUGCUUGCUCUUGAAUGCACCCUUUUUCCUCCUUACCUGUUUAUCCCAGUCAAGCCCCUUUCCGCUCUGCCCCGGUUCUUUAAUUUAGCUUUGUUCCUUCCUUUUCAUUUUCACAGCCUUACUCUGGCCCAUCUUGUCUCCCUGAGGUUGCCUCUCUGGGUUUUGACAUCCAGCCCUAACAACAGUCAGUCCUGUUUCCUGUCAUGGUCAUGACUGCUCUCUUUGCAGAGCCAUGUGCCCCUCUGCACUUCUGCAUUGAGCUUUUAGUGCACUUGAUUCCCUCCAUGUUUACCCUGUUGUAACUUGAAUUCCCUUUAAAUUGCAGUAGAGAGAUCCACAGGUCAGUGGAGCUGCUGAAGGGGCUCAUCUUCCCAGGGAAUCAGGUUGGGGAAGGGAGUGUGGCUGAGAACUGCCCCUCAGUCAUUUCCCAGGGCGGCUGCCACCCUGCUGUCUGUGCACCCCCAGGCACCACUCUGCUCUUCUCCCAGCUGGACCCCUCCACUCAGUCACUGAUUUUGGCAAGGGAUUUGUUGUUGCAAAAAAAAAACCCAAAAAGCUCUAAACCCCCUCAGGCUCACAGUACCAAGCGUUCCAGCCUGGCCCUCUGUGCCAAAACAGGCCCAUCCCCUGCCUGUUGUGAGGCCCCACCUUUAUCCUUCUUCUAAAAAUAAAACGCAAUGACAUUCCUUCCUAGUUACUCUGUUCUCUUAUUCUGACCUCAUUAGACUUUCCCAAUAGAAAAUUUCAUUGAACUCCUCUAUUAGUGGUGAAAACAAACAAGACCAUUGGACUUCCUCUGGAAAAAAUGCAUCUAUAUAAGAGGGAAUUGCAGGGAGCCAAAUUUCCACUGCUGAGUUUGUGCUGUACACAUAUGUUCCCUCGUAUGCGUUUAGUAAACAAAGUUGUCUUCACACUAAGAAGAAUUUAAAACAAUUUAUCCUUUAUAUCUGAUUUCCCCCCCUUGUUGGAAAAGGAUUGCUUCUGUAAUAUUAUAAGGAGCAAAGUACUGUUAGCUGGGGUUGCAAGAAAAGCCUCUUUUUUCCAGACCCUCUGAGCUAAGUAUAUUUUGAGGCUUAUGUAUGUGCGUGUACAUAGGAAUGAUAGCCAGGUGAUGGAUUGCUAAGCCACAUCAUAAAUUCAGUUUGUUGGACAGCUCUGAUUACCUCCUCUGCACUCUGCCCGUAAUCAUUCUCCUUCAAACAUCCUUCUAAUGUUCUUAACAACAGCCAAUUAAAGCAAAGACUUCACUUGCCAUCUAUCCCCUCUUCCCUCUGCCAUCACCCAAGCUCUUUCUCUUGGGUGGGGGGACAGAAGUGCAUUAAUGGAUAGUGGUUCAGUGUGUGUGCUCAAGGUUUAAUGGAAUAUAUCCCUACUUGGGAUUUUUUUGCCAACUUCUUUAAAAUUCAACCUAAUUUUUGGAGACAAACACCCAUCUAGGCAGGGCUGGGUGCUUGUGUGUUUGCAUGUGGCUGGGAGCUGCAGACUGCUGGCAGGAAGAGUGGGCCACAUGGAAGACACUGUUCAUCUGUACAUCUGCCCACCUUCUUGGGCUCCUGGUUUUGAUUCAGAGGUUUCAUGCUGAUUCAGAUGCUUUCUGAAGAAAAACAUGGCCAUGGGCAUUAAGGGGGAAUUGAAAAUAAUUCAGGUCACUAAGACUUCCAGGGGGAGAGGAGUUACAGGUUGUGGUGUUACAGAUGCAGGAGGGUAAUGAGAUAAUUGAAGAUCUGAGGAUUUCAGUUGGUGUCAAUGACUCAGGCAUGUAAGGGAAAACAGGAUAUUCAGUCCCUGAAAAGUUGAUUCAUCCACCUGGCAGUAAGAUGAAGAGUAAUGAAUAACAGAUUUUGGGGUGCAUGGAAGGCAGGAGAGGCCAACACUAACUCUGAAUGGUUUGGGAAGUGCCUCAAGGGUGAUUUUGACUUCCUCUUGCUUUUUUUAGGGCUUAGCUGUGCUGGCUUCUCUCUGCAUGCACUCCUAAACCCUGUUUCCCACACGGGCACUGGACAGAGAAUAGAGUGGGUGGUGCUUGGUGCCAAAGUAUGCUGCCAGAACUAGCCCUUACACCUUUAGGUGCCUUUUGGUUUGGCUGCUGCCCUGUAAGUAUGACAGCAGUGCCUCCCUUGCACGCUGGGAGGGUGUUUGCUGCUGCGCAAGCAGGAUUGGAAUUGUUGGAUGUGCCUUUCAUCCUGUUGCAGCCUGCUGGAUUAAUGGGGCAGAUCUCUGUGCGUGUGCAUGCUUUCUGCUCUCUCUUUAUCCUGCUUCAUUCUGUAAUGGCUGUGGGGUCUGAAACAGAUCUGUUCAUCUGGUGCUUGUGCAGCCUUUACCGCAGCAGUUUCUUAAUGCCUGGUUGCAGUUCCUGCCUUUUAUCUGCCAGACAUCACUGAGAGGUGGGGAAGUAACAACCCCCGUUUGCAGAGGGAUUAAGUGACUUGUCACUUGUGGCACCUGUGGCUGUGUUUGAGCCCCUGUUUCCAGGGUCUCAGUAGAGCAUCUUUCCUGUCAAAAUGAUGACUACCUGGGCAAUGAUAAUGCCUUUGGGGUUUGGGACUAGGUUGGUCUGGAUUUUCAAUGGUAUAUGGAAGUGGAAAAUAUACUCUCAAUUGCCACUAUGUUUGGUUUUACUGCUUUCCUAUAUGUUCUAACUUCUUUAUUUUAAUUCUGAAAGAAAAUAUUUCAAAUACAUUGGAUGCUUUUGUUACCAGCCUUUCAGUCUCCUUCUGUCAUUGUGUAUUUGAUUUACAACCUGAGGAUGCUGUUAGAGGUCUGAGUUGAGAAAUAAGUCAAGGCUUUACUUUUCUCAAGUCCUAAAUUGUUUGACAAAUGUAUUUUGAGUACCUUUGUGCUCAUGUAUUCCCUUCCAUGUAGCCCAUCAAUAGGUGUUUUCCCUGUUGUGCAUGAGUCCUCAUUUUUGACACAUCAUGUAACUCAGAUGGACUCAAAUGUAGGAGCACAAAGACUUUGGAGGCCUGCCCUGUGCGAAGGGGAAAAUUACUGUCUGGCCCAGAGCAGUGGCUUUGUGAUGACUGCAUUGUGUUCUGGUGUGCUGUGUUUGUACCAAGCUGGUUUGCUGCCAAGUUACUUAUGGCUUAUCCAAGCGCUCGGUACAAAGAAUGUUAAAAGAAAAACUUUUAUUGUUUUCUCUGAAUUCUUCCAGCUGAGAAAGAAUUCAAACCACAGUCCAAAUGCUGUCUCCUCUUUCUGCAGGCCUGUGGUGACCAGGUAGGGCAGUUAACAAUGAAGUGCCUUCAGCUGUAGUGUUUGUGUAGGAGCAUGUAUGUGCUUAUAGAAGAUAUAAUAUGGGACCUGCAAGGAAAGUGCCUUUUUGUUGGUGAAAAUCCUGUCUCUUUGAGCAGAAGGCUUUGUGAUUGAGAAGUCUGGAGUGGGAAUUUUCCAGGCACAAGUAUGUGUGCCUGGGCAGAGGUACCUAUGAUGCAUCAGACCUGGGUUGGUCUCCUCUGUGUAUAGAACACAUCUGAUACCUCCUGAAAGUCCCAGGCUGCCUCUGCAGCACAGUAAAUGGCUGAGCUGGGCGCCUGUUUCUGUUUUUCUCCUGCCUGACAGAGUAUAUUGCCUGUCUUGAGGGCUAGGAUCAUGCUUGGAGCUUAGGAGAUACCUGUAGGUCGUUCCUGUCAGCAGAAUCCUGGGAAGGGCAGUUGGGUAAAAGCAUUCCCUCCCCUCAGCUGUCCCAAACACAUGCAGGCACAUACCUGAUUGGCAAGGACCUUGGGGGUUUCUUGAACACUGAGUAGGAUAAUCAGAUAGAUUGUGGGAUACAUCUGCUUGAUCCUAUUUCUUACGAUUACGUGGUGGGGAACAAGCCUUAAUGAGCCUUGGCCUUUCCUGUCUUCUCUGUAAAUUUGUUUGACUCAAUUGAGCUCUCUUUGUGUGAGACAGCUCUCUUUGUGCUUGGAUAUGGAAGCAUCCACCUCUGAAGCUGGCUGUGCUUUGAGACGGGGUUUGGAUUAGCUGACCUCCAGAGAUCCCUGCCAACAAUUUUUUUUUCCCUUUUCUUUUGUGUUUGCAGCUGGUGUAAUUGUGGUCCUAACCCCUCCCAAGCGGUGCUGGCACUGGAGAGGAUUUUAGCACUGUUUCACAGCAAGUGCAGUAGCUGCUUCUGCACUGCAAGGAAAUGCUCCUUUCGGGUCAGCCACCCCGCUGGAAGGCGGGUCCCUGGCCCGUGGCACUCGGCGCUGGGAAGUUGCCUCAUAUGGGAGGCCAGAAGGGAUUUGCCAGGCAGGCCCUAAUAGAAGGGAGCAUCCUUCUCCAUGUGUCUGUUACUGGUGAUGGCUUUAAUCAAGCAGGGCUCCCACUUGGCUGCCUGGUCAGCAGAGCAUCCCCCAGAUCCCACAGGGGUGGGAUGGCAGUGGGUCACUAUCAGUCCUAGUAGUAGAGAGCUGGAGUAGGAAAGGGGUCUUGACCUCUAACUGGUUCCAAAUAAGCUGAUGGCAGAAAAUCAAAAGCCCAAAAGAACAGAAAUGUGCACGUGUGGUUAUUCUACACAACAAAUCUAUUUAGUGAAAGAGGGGGAAGUUCCCUUUGAAGCACCGCAAUGCACGCUGCCCUGGAACACCCUAUGGAAAGGUAUUUGUUCUGCCAAGGCACGUGUGUGGGUCCAGCACAGCAGCUUCUGUGACUUGGUUCAAAGACAAACAAAUAAACAAAAAAGCUCCUUAAACUGCAAUGUUUUUGUAGUGCAUUUUUGGCUUAGAAAUCCCCAGCAGAUAGUGAGAAAUAACUCCCAGCCGUUUGCCUGUGGAAGCAUUUUGGAACUAAUCCUGUAGGAGUGAAGGGGAGAGGAGUUCCCAGAACUUUGGUGGACAAGAACAGCUGAGGGUUCAGGAAGAAGGAAAACGGACUGAAGAUUUCAGGUGGCUGAGGGAAUAGGAGCACCAUAGUGCACAUUGAAGAAUGGUAGAUUUCAAAAACAAAGGGAUUUUUUCCAUACUUCCUUAAACUCAGCAUUAAUUUUUCCUGUGAUUGUUUGCUUCAGGGUGUAAGUGUGGAGAAUUGCAUGUACACAAGGGAGGAUAAAGUUCCCUGCAUUUGUACAUUCUUUUUCUCUGCAGCGAAGGGCUUCCUUCCCUCAUGCUACUUUAUUUUGCAUAUUUUCCGUUUCCCCCGCCUUUGUUUUUUUCAGUUGUCCACCUCUGUAUGUAAGAGAGGUGCUGAGGUUGUGUCAGGGCAGCGAAGAGCAGUGGGAAGCACCCAGAGGCCAGUGAUGCAUGAUCCAUUUUCCCAAGGACAGUGGCACUGCUGGCCCUGCAGAGCCCCACAGCCAUCUCCCAGGGUGCCACAAACCCAGGAGUUCAGCAAGGCUGGCGAGCCUCUGAAGAGAUGGGGUGCAGUAUGUGCAGCCUUCCCCCUGAGGGGCAGGAGGAUGUUCCUUGUGCUGCUCUAUUCAGAGAGGUCUGGACAGUGAUGGCCACUCUCCAAAGUUGCCGUAAGCCAGCAGAAUGAGAGAAUGUGGGGAAAGAAGAGCAAGUGUUAGUGGUUCCUUCAGCACAGAUUUGUGUGGUACCUGCAUGCCCAAACAUCCACCCUGUCACUUCUGUAGUGGGUUUAUGUCCUGAAAAUGAGGCUUUUCCAUUGCAGCAGCAUUGGGGGGGUUGUUUUGCUUGUGUGGAUUUAUUAUUUCUAUCUGGGUUCUGCCAUCCUGUUCUGAACAGACGGCGCUGGGAGCUGAGUUGACUUUUUGGCAUGCGUUGUGACCCCUGGUGAUUCACGGUCCCCAACAUCUGUGAUUAGACCUUGAACAGAAACUUUUCAUGCAUGCCCAUGGUAGAGGAAACUUGCUCUUUUUCUGAGUAACUGGUAGAAGAACAAAAGGAGGUUUAUUUUAUUUUAGCUGUAAAGGUGUACCUUAAAUUAAGUAAACUGUUCCCUGAGGGAGAAAGUGUCCAGGUACAGAAUGUUCACAAAGGAAAUAUUCAAAGUGUCUGCUGUGUCCCUGAAGUGUUUGUUUUAAAGUAUGAGGGCCAGAGCAAAAAAUAGAAGAUUAUUUUCUAAUUUGAAAGCAAAAAUACCUCUUGCAGGUGACAGAAAAUAAAUUGACCUUCUUUGGUCUUGGCACUGCAGCCCAUUAAGUGCCCAAGCGCCGGGGAGCCCUGGAGAAGCUGCCAUUGCCGGGAUGGCUCCGGUGCCAGCGCACAGCUCGGCCCGUGUCCGAGGCAGCCCCGCUGUGUGCAAACUGUCACUGUUCCACCAGCAAAGGAGUCGUGUCUGUGGGAAUCUGAACUCUGCUGAGCUUUAUGUGAGGUAGGGUAAGAGCAUUGUCAUUGGUGCUUCAGCAAUGGAGGAUCCACGCCUGGACUUUAUGGGGUUAUUUUUGUGGCUUCUUUUGCUGUCGUGAAGCAGCACUUCUGCAUCAGUCCCAAGUAAAGCCUUGUGAUCCAAUGGUGAUAGCAUCUACCUUGUCAUGGGCUUUUCUGAGGGCCAAAAUGAGCUUCUCUGAUGUCAGCCAACUUAACUAAUGUCCCUGUGUUCCUGGCUUGGUAGACCUUAGAUGAAGAUUUAACUUUUUUGUUUUACCUCCUCACUGACUUGGAAAUGUGCAUUAUAUUAACUCAUGCAUCGCUGUCAAUAAAUGUAACAGUAGAAUGCUUUUCAGUAAAAGGCCAGCCUUGCCUUUGAGUAUAAUUUUUUGUUUCUUUUGAUAAGCAAGGAUAUAGUUUCAUGUGUUUUUUACUACUUGCUGUGAAAGUGGAAGAGAAAGAAAGGCUGUUGGUUGGGUGGUGGUAUUCUCCACAGAGUUUUCGUUCUGUUUCAGAACAAAACAGUUCAAUGUGCUAUUUUCAUUGCUCCCAUUUCUCUUUGCAUUGCAGUGUUUCCAGGAACACUGUGUUUAUUUGGAAGAUUGUUUGAUAAUGGAAACAUCUCACUGCUGUUUAGGUGAGGAGUUCCCUAUUCUGGCUUAUCAAGGAUGUGGUGGUAGGCACACCAAGCUCUUCCAUACUCAUUAAGGUGCAAUAAAAAGCCCAAGUUACAGAAUCAUCUCAAAGGUGCAAGGACUGAGUGUGGCAUUCCUACAACCAGCUGAAUUUAGUGCUUUGAGGAAAACCCAUAGACUAAAGUAUUUUUUGAGUUCUGACAGUAUCUAGACACUGAGUGAACAUUAACAGUAAUAUUUAAUUUUAGUGGAAUUGGUAUAAAAUUGGAGGUCUUGAUUUUGCAAGCACAAUUUCUCUAGUGCUGUGCCUUGAGGGCAUCCAUCCAUCCAUCCAUGAUGGGUCUGAGCUUUCAUUCACCAUAACUUGCAAAACUAGGUAAAGCACACUGCAGCCUGGCAGUGUAGGGCUGAGCUUGGACUCAGGAGAGCCAGUCCUCAGUUCCAUGGUCACAUGCUGGUGGUUUGAGUGGAAGAGGAGCAUGGAUAGCAUCACAUAUGAUAAAAAACCGGCACAGCUGGAACUUAACCUUGGGAAAACUCCAGUGUGUCUGCAGUAUCCCUGUUCCUCUUCAGGCAAAGGGAAUAGCUGCUGUUCUUACUCACUGGACUGUGAGUUAGGGCAACAGCACUUCUGUUUCCCAGCUGAGCAGUUGUGACCCAGAAAUUCCAUUAAAAAAAGUAAAUGAGGAACCCACCUUGGCACUUCUGAGUCAUUUUUUCUUUAAAAAAAAAAAAAAAAAAAGGAGAGAAAAAAAAGAAGAAGAAAAUCUCUUUUAAAUAGCAUCAUUUACACUCGGGAGCUGCUUGAAUCCGUCCUGUCACAUAAAUUACCAUUUCUGAACUCGGCUGUCAGGAAGUGUCCUCACAAGUUGACAUCCAUGGGGGCUGUCAGUGGAAGGGGAUCAGUUUCAUGGCAAGCAGGAGGAAUUCAAGCGUCAGGCGAAAUACACUCGUCCUCAUGUUACCUCAAGCGGUCAGGGCAUUUUAGUCCCGCCAGAGGCGAGCCCUGGUGUGACCUUUGCUCCUCAGACUGCCCUUGUUCCCCUGCACUUUGGGAGCUGUACCGGUGGGGCUGACAUCUGGAGCAAGCCCCGUCCUCCUGCAGCUCAGGCAAUUAGAGCCUGGCCCAGCAAGUGGCCCUGGAGCAGAGGCUUCAGGGAUAUUGUAGUUUCUUUACAGGGAUAAAGGCCACAGGCUUUUCUCUCUGCUCUGCUGCUUUCUCCAGCUUUGAUGCGGAUGCCGUUGAAAUGAGAUUGGCUCCUCUGGUAGUGGAGGAGCUGAGCCCUGCCAGACGGAUCUGGCUUGCUGGGAAGGGUUCAAAAGGCAGCACCUACCCUUUGUUGUAUUUCCUGCACGCUAACGAAGCCCCUGAUUUCUGGAGCUACUUUUAAUCCUUGUAGGUUGUAUGUUGGUUUUGGCAUAGAUGCUUUUUUUUUUUUUUUUAAUUCCUCUCAUUUGAAAUAUACAGGAGAACAAAGGGAAUAAAAUGCCAGUCACCCUACACCCUCCCCCCAAAAAGGGUAAAAGAAGGGAAUUGUAAGGGUGCGUUCUGGUGAGAACAGUUGUUUGCUGCCAGGGGUUGGAACCGGGAGAGCUGAAGCUCUGUGUUGUCAGCGGCGGGCUCCUGUCUGAGGUGCGCUGUCCUUGGGCUGUGCGUGGGAGCCUCGCUGCAGCAGUGUGCAGCGCUCGCUGUGAUGUCAGCCCUGCAUGCAUGCGUUUCCAGCCUUCCCCGUGACCACAUGGAGAGGGAUUUGCAGCAAUCCAAACGCUGACAGAACUGUAUUUGUUGACUUGCAGAAAAGCCUAACUCGUGCUCCUCUGGGCUGUGAUCAUGUAAGCCGAAACACGAUGACUGCUGCCUAUGCUUGCUGGCCUCCCAGUCCUGGUAAACCUGUGAAGCAGAUUCAUUUAUUUAGGCCCUGAUUCAGCAAAGCACUUAAGUACAUGCUUCAGAUUUUCUUUCCAGAAAGACUGUUGGCAUGCUCAGAGUUAAGCAUGUGCUUAACUGCUCUCCUGAGUGCCCAGCAAACAAGUGAUGGGGCAGUGUGUGUGCUGCUGCAGUGCUCUGCCAGGUGCCUUGCAGGCUGCAGAAUUGCGGUAUGAAAAAUAUAUUCAUUAAUUUGGCUCCCUCCAGUACAGGAGCUCUAGUGCCAGGGUCUGAGAUGAGUCAAUCCUUCUGCAGGGAGGUGGGGUUGUUUCCACAGCACAGAAAAUUUCUUGUCUCUUGAAUGCUGCACAGAUGAGUGUGCCCUUCUGCAGGGUGUGGAGCAGGGGCAAUUUCCAUCAGUGGGUUUGUUUCCUCCUCCACGAGUUGCAAAGAAAAAUAUCCACCGUGUUACAUGCGUCUAAAUGUUUUGAUAUUUGUAGGUUAAUGUUCUGUAGAAUUAAUUUGAUUUAGCUUUUAUUAACAUGACGCCCUGCAUUUUGAGGACUGAGCAGUUUAGUGCAGCCAUGUACCUAUGGGCAGCGUGUGAUCCUGAGCUGCAUGGCUUGAGAGCAGGAUCAACAUUUGGUUUGUUACAUUGGGAUUUCCUGAGGUUCAAGGGCUGAGAUAGGCAAAUGUUACUACGCUCUUUGGACAUCGUGGUGUUUGGUGUUACUGUGUGUUAAGUCAGACCUAUCAUAUUCUGUCCCCAGCAUUGAGAGACCCUCACUUCCUUUGGGAGUGUGAAGCUAUGGAAUAGGCACUUAAUCCACAAGAUGGUUGUAUUUCAGUCUGCUCAGAAGAACUUCUGAGAGUGCAUUCUUUCUAAUCCCCACCCAUAUCUGACCUGUUCUAGCUCGUUCUUAAGAGCUGCACCCAGCUAGUCCUUAGCUCCCUGCAGAAGGUUUGUGCCCAUCUUUUCCUUUCCUUUGCUUUCUGAGCUCAUUUGAACAGGGAGCCCACGUAUCAGUGAAUGGCAUUCCUGUAUAAAUUUGCCCUGUUUGUAGAACUGGAAUUUAUUUAGAGCAGCUCUUCUUUAGGAAACCCAAAAGACACGAGCAUGGUUAGGUGUGCCUUUUUUCCUUUUCUUUGAAGUUUAAAACAUGCUUAGCAAAUAUGACGUUUGCAGUCUCUGUUCCCCACCUGAUGUGCAAAAAUGCAAAGGUCCUUCCAGAAGCAUGGGUCAGACCAAGCUUUGUGCUGAUGCCUCAAGCUGGAUUGCAGGGAUCUGGGCAGGUUUUGUUAUCAACUUGAGUCUAAUUAAGCCUAGAAAGUACUUGCAGUGUAGGUUUAAUGACUGUUGUUUUUUUCUAAAUUGAAAUAAUUCGAUCUGUGAAUCAAACAGCCUCUGUGCCCCACCCCCUGCUGCUGAUGACAGCCUCUUCCCACACUUCUUCCUUGGUAGCAUUGUUUCCAUUGUUUCCAGCUCCAGUAGGUUUCAGUUACUGAUCAGUGUAAUUGCAAUAACACACCAAUAAUGAAAGAGGAAUUUAAGCUUCCUUUUUUUGUAGUUGAAGGCUCUUCUCCUACGAAAGCUUGAAAUCUUAAUAGCAGUCACACAGGCAGCAUCCCGCGCCUGUCAAAUGUUUGCAGAAGUGGACGGUCGUACUUUAGGAAGAUAAAGGGCUGGAUUUUGGGAACUUGGAAACAGCCCAAUCCUAUCAGGCGGCAAUGGUACAGCUAAUAUUAGAAUGGGAGACUCUAGAGACAGCUUAACAUUUUAGUGGAUGCCAAGGAAGCCUUCAACUGGAAUGCAUUGAAAGUUGUUUGUUGUAUAACACGAGUUGCUGGAGUCAGAGUAAUUCGAGUUGCCUUUGGUCUGGUGGAGAACUACAGCUGUUGCUGAAAAGUGCCUUUCCUGAAGCCACCGCUGCUUGGAUUUCUGUCUAGGGCUGCCUCUCUCUGCCCCUCGCCCCCCUCUCUGUUUAAUUCGGCGUUGCUUGCAGUCCGUGCCCUGACGGCGGCUCCUCCAGCCUUGCCCUUUUUUUUUUUUUUUUUUUUUUUUUUGCUCCCCAUUUACACGCAGUUUGCUCAGCCAUUUUAUUUUUUUUCCUUCCCCCGACUAUGUAGCAAAUAUUUAAAAGAAAAGAAAGAGGAAAAAAAAAUCAGACAUCCUUUUGCCUGUUUUGAUGCUCGUGAACCAUAAUUUUUAGAAGCAAGAAAUAGAAGGAAAAAAAAAACAAACCCGAAGUUUUCUCCCCAAGGACCGAGACCAUUCCACAAACUGAAGUGCUGCCAGCAGCAUAUGCUUUUUGCAAGAAUAAUUGAAACCAUUAACUGGAGAGCACAGAAUUCUUUUGAAAGUCUGCCAGUUAUUUGCAAGUAACUUUGGCAGUGGCACAAAAUAUAACACUUGUAUUUUAACUUCUACAAUUGCACUUUUAGGAGCUGGCCUCUAAUUUGAUUUUCAGUUGUUCUGAUAAGAUUUCUAUUUUAUGAUUGGCUUUAUGUUUAAUUCUUGUUUAAAGAAACACGAUUUGACUUAAAUGAAAACCUAAGUGCUGAUGAAUAGGAGUUCUACCAAAGCAACAAGUUAGUUAUUUCUUCACGUUUAACUUGAAUUCACUUUUUUACCCUUUUUUUAAAAAAAAAAGAAGAAAAAGAAGAUCAGCAGUAAAUAUUACCCUGAGGAAGGGUGCGAUUGCUUGCAUUUUGAUUUUUGUUUUUUAAUAUGGCUGUAAACGUUUCCCUGGUUCGUGAUACAAAAUGGCUGACGUUAGAAGUGUGUCGAGAGUUUCAGAGAGGGACUUGUUCUCGGUCUGAUGCAGAGUGCAAGUUCGCCCAUCCGUCACGGAGUUGCCAUGUGGAAAAUGGUCGAGUUAUUGCCUGCUUUGACUCCCUAAAGGGCCGGUGUACCCGAGAGAACUGCAAAUAUCUCCACCCUCCCCCACAUUUAAAAACACAACUUGAAAUAAAUGGACGCAACAACCUGAUCCAGCAGAAGACGGCCGCAGCCAUGUUUGCUCAGCAGAUGCAGUUCAUGCUCCCAGGCGCGCAGCUACAGCCAAUUACAACGUUUCCUGUGACUCCAUCGCUUGCAACAAGCCCCACAAUGGCUUUUAGUCCCUACCUGAGUCAUGUUUCUCCGGGGAUGGGCUUAGUUCCUGCAGAGCUUUUACCAAAUACUCCUGUCCUGGUUUCUGGAAAUCCUACUGUUACAGUACCGGGAGGCUCUGCUGGGCAGAAACUGAUGCGUACGGAUAAACUGGAGGUUUGUCGAGAGUUUCAGCGUGGAAAUUGCACACGUGGUGAGAAUGAUUGCCGCUAUGCUCACCCUAUAGAUAUUGCAAUGAUAGACACAAAUGAAAAUACUGUUACAGUUUGCAUGGAUUACAUCAAAGGUCGAUGCUCUAGGGAGAAAUGCAAGUACUUUCAUCCCCCUGCACACCUGCAAGCCAAAAUCAAGGCAGCUCAACACCAGGUGAACCAGACAGCUGCAGCUGCAAUGGCCCUGCCGCCUGGUGCACUUCAACCUUUACCAAAGAGGCCAGCACUUGAAAAAAACAAUGGUGCCACCACAGUCUUUAACCCAAGCGUUUUCCACUACCAACAGGCUCUAGCCAACAUGCAGUUGCAACAGCCUACAUUCAUCCCUACAGGGUCAGUUCUGUGCAUGACACCCACUGCAAGCGUUGUGCCCAUGAUGCACGGUGCUACGCCCACCACUGUGUCUGCAGCAACAACUCCUGCCACCAGCGUCCCCUUCGCUGCAACAGCUACCGCCAAUCAGAUAUCCCAGUUAUCAGUAGAUGAACUGAGUAGCAGCAUGUUUGUUUCACAGAUGUAGAAGUUCCCGAUAGAACACAGACCAUGUUGAAAUUCUGAACAGUAAAAUUAUGGAGCACCAGGACUUCUUGGUGGGAAGCUGCGCAUGGCCUUUCUGUAUAUAUUCCCCUCUUCCCUCUAUCAUUCUCUACCACCUCUACAGUAAGCCUGUUGCAGCCUACAUGUUAACCAAAAACUGAUCAAUGGGAAUGUCAAAAAAAAAAGAAAAAAAAAAAAAAGCACUAUAGAAACAAUUAACAAACAGCGCUCUGUUAUAUGAGAUAUACAAGUAGGAAAUUAUAAUAGACUUUUAUAACACAUUACUUUAACACACUUAAUCAUUUUAUGACUACCAUCAUGAUAAGUGCAUCUGCACAGCGGACUGUUGGUUUACUGUAUACUAUCGAUGGAUAAAUGUUUGUCUUGUUUUUAAAGUGUUAUCUUACUGUUUUGUUUACAUCAUAGUCUAUUGAUUUGUUUUAAAGUGUACAUCAUUAUCAAGUAUACUCAGUACCAUUUUUUCAUUAUUGUUAUGUCUUAAGUUUUCAUAUACUGUAGGUUUUAUGGGGUUUUGUUUGUUUUUUACUAAAAAUGUUAUUGUGGGAAACAGGAAUUAUGUGCUUGAAAAACACGACACAGAAUGUUCUGCCCUUUGCUGGAUUUUGCUGUUAAUGUCAGCCUAAGUUGCUUAUGUUAAAUGCUCCUUUUAUCAUUUAAAACUUGCCUUCAGAUAGUCUCCAAAUUUUUAGUACAAGUGAUGUGAAAGGAUAGCUAUCAUUUUAGUCCAGUUCAGGGUUCUUCUUUCAAUACAAUGAGCUCAUUCUGGAAACUUUUGGGGAAAAAAAAAAAACAAAAAAAAAACCCACAAAAGCCCAGGCUCAGUAAGGGGACAGGAACAAUUUGCUCAGACAGGGGUAAGCAUCAAGGGAUUUCUGCAGCUCUGUUGUCCAUUGAAGUGCAUUCUCAGCUGCAAACGGCGCACAAUCUCUCUCGCUGUUCUCAUGGUGCAGUUGAAACAAACAACAAAAAAAGUGGUGGUGGAGUGAGACAGCUUCAGUUGGGCAAAAGCUCAUUGCAUUGGAGAGGAGCGGGUGCCAGCCGUUGGCUGGGAAGGGCCCGGGGCCGUGGCUCAGCCCAGGCUGGGUAGCACCAAGCCCUGGGGCUUGUCUCCACCAAGCAUGCUGAUACAUUUUGGCCUGAAAUCUUAUAUGUGUCUCUUGUUGAAAUUUUGUCAGCAUGCCCCAUUUAUUUAAUCACCGUUUUCCAUAAGUGGGUGAUUAUUUCCCCCAUCCCCGUGAUCUCUGGCCCUUUAAAUCAAACACAGCAGUAACAAAGCAGCAAAAAGCUCAGCAUAAGCUUUCUGCUGAAGAUAAACAUUUGUCUUAAUGGAGUUCCUGUCGGUCAGUGGAUUUAUAUUGGCACCUUCUACUUGAUCAAGAGCAAUGUUUGUUGCACAACAAGGGCUAGUUCUCAAUACCUCCUUUUCAUACGCACGAAUAAAACCAUUUCAGCCCGUGCACCCUGGACAGCCUCGCCUGUCGUUAUGCUGCGUUGCUGAACAAUCUGGCUGCAGAAAUGCAUUUUGGUUGAGGAUACUGCCAAAUUCAUCCCUAUCAUAGCUCUACAGUAUCGUUGGCAUUAUAGAAGAGGUGGAUUUGCUGCUGUAAAUCCAUAAACUCCAUACAGGGAGAAAGAGAAUCAAGCAAGAGACCAGCUCACAGUGUCUGGAGGGGCGACCACCCCGAGCUCAGAGUGGUCCUGUAGAGUGCCAAAUUCAGACACCAGAUUUUCUUCUCUUUUCCCAGUUCCUUGGCCUUGGUUAGAUAUUCCUUGCCACCCCUCCUGCAGUAUGAGCACAGACAGUUUGCAAGAUGUGUAUCUCCAUGGGCCACGAGUGGUGGUGGCACACCCGGGGCACAGCCUGUGUGCCCCAGGGCAGGCUCUGCCCAUCUGCCCGUGGAGACUCACUCAUAGAAUGAACCUUGAGGAGCCCAGCUCAAGAAGGCCUUGUCUUUUUGUUCAAUUCAGCAGACUUUGAACCAAACCCUGAUAGAAAGGGGAAAAAACAUCCCCCCAAGACCUCCUUUAUGGACCCUGAGUUUUGACAGUCGCUUGUGUCCGUGGAUGUUCUCCAGCAUCUGUGCUCACAAGCAGCGGGGUGAAAUCAGUGACUCUCAUUUGUAUUGGUGACCACAUACCUGUUCUUUUCACCACUGUGUUUCUGUUUCCCAAGACCAUAACAUUGUUAGUGGAAAAAGUGGAUUUGAGUACUUCCUGUUUGAAAUUAUUUGUGUAUCAAAAAUGGGUUUUGCACAACCUGUGCCAGUGCCUCAACAAAGAACAGAGCUGAUCUUCUUAAGCCAGAAAGGAUGCAUUCAAGCUUGUAUGGCUUUAUGAGUUCGAGGAGGUUGAAAUUUUUUCAGUGCUAAAUGGAUUUUUGUAUAUCUUGAAACUUUGAUGUAACCUCCUAUUUUAUUUAUCGACUUAAACAUCUGGCAUAGAUGUGCAUAGAAUGUAAACCUAGAAUACAGCUGUUUUCAUGUCACAUUUAAAGCACUGAAAAAAAAAGGCGUUUAAGGAUUAUUUUUUAUUAAAGAGGUCCAAUGAGGGAUGUUCAGGGUAGUUAUAUUAGGUGCCACAACAGUUUUUAUAUUGCUGGCAAAUUUAGAGUUAAUUUGUAAAUGAGUUUAAGGAAAGAAAAGCUUGAAGCACUAAACUUCACCAAAUUCAAAACAAUCUCGGCAAAAAUGCCAUUUUGAGGUAGCACUAUUUAAACUAGUUGUGCAAUGACUUGCUCUAAUUUUCUUUGUUCAAGAAAGAAAAGAAAAAAAAACCAGUCGCCAGACUAUAAAUUUCCUAAAUAGACUAUUACAAAGUCACCGAGCUAGUUAGUGACUCUAAACAAAUGUCAUAAAAGCAUGAAUAUCAUCCUUUAUUUGACAAGAGAUGUAUGUAAGUUUGUUUAAAUCAAUAUAAUUUUAGUGACAUUUUUAUAAGCUUCCCACUUUCCAUGAACCUAUAUUUUUUAUUUAUCCAAAGUUAUUUCUCUUUGUCCAUUUCUCUCAGCCUUAUGCAAACAAUAUGCAAGAAAUGCUGAAACUUGGAUAAAACGGGUCAUGCAGAGGGAAAAUGAAAGCUGAGAUUGAUCAUUUUCACGAAAAAAGGUUGUUAGUAGUUUCAAUAAAAAGUACUACUACUAAACUGUAACAUAAGCAGACAAUAAAAGAGGGAUUUAAAAUAAAAUGGAUUCAUAAAACUAUUAAGAUUAUUUUUGUUAAAUACAGUGUUUUUAGUAAUUUGGAACAUGAUUUCACAAUCAGCCGUGUUUUUUAGUUGGAAAUUUUUAGCCGAUGAUUUUUGACUGUGUAUUUUUGCAUCGCAACGUUCUAGAAGCCGUUACCUCCCCGGGCAGCCCGCGCAGGUUCCCGACGCGCUUCUCCUGCGGCCGCCGCCCCGCUCCGCGCCCGGGCGCUCCCCAGGGCUGGGCCGGGGUCCCGCCGCUGCUCCCGCUGUCCCCCGAGCGGGGACCCUGCGGAGCCGGCACCGAGCCGGGCGCGCCUCGGUGGCACGGGUGGCCGGAGCGUGUGCCGGCGACGUCCCCCGGCCCGGCUGGGGCUGGCGCCGGCGCGGUAGGAGUAGCUCUAGGACACGCCGGGUACACAAGGAUUGAGAAACUGGAGUCCUCGUUUUGUUUAUCCCUUGUACAUUUCACAGACAUGAAAAUUGAAAAAGGUGAAAUUUAUGAGGAAAAUCUAAUUUCCCAUUCCUGUUGAAUGGAUUUAGUUUGAUAUUGACCUGAUUUUACCAUGUGCCUGUUGAAGGCCUUAGAGUAUAUACUGUAUGUUAAAGACUGUAAUAACUUUAAAAAAAAAUAGUUGAUAGCCUAAUCCAAAUGUAAAUAGAGCUACAACUCAUUGUUACUAGGCUACAACGCAUUAAUUCAUGUCAUAUAUUUUCAUUUCUCUACCAUUAGUUUUUAAGGUUUUCAUUAUUGCUUUUUUUGAUAUCUUUAGUAACUAAUGAAUUUAAUUUUGAAGGAGAGUUAGAGAAAGUUUAAAAUUUUUAAUACAUGUAUUCAGCCCAUUUAGUUAUAUUCUAAACCAACACUGAAGCAUGGUAAGGUAUAGAAUACAGUCCAUAACUAGUUUGUAUAGUUUACAGUUUAAGAACAAAAUUAACUUUGUAUGUAACUCCUACAAUGAUAGAUUCAUUGUUAACUAAUUAUAUUAAGUUGUUGUUGCUAUGGCAACAAAACUACAACAUGGCUACCUUUGUAUACAUUAUUUGUGAAAUUUUCACAUGUAAAUUAAAAGUGAUGUGUAACAGUAUGAGCUUGUUAAAGGUACAGUUCGAUACUGUCAGAUAAAGAUAUGAUUGAAUAUUUUUAAAAUCCCAAAGUCCCAUGUGAACGCUGAAUUUGUGUCUUUAAGGUCACUUUUUCAGUCAAGAAGUUUACAACACAUGGAUUUAGAGUCAGGUUUUAUAGCUUGUAGAAAUUGUUGUGUGGCAAGGGUUAUUCCACAGUAUUUUCACUUCGGAAACACAGCAGCCUGUAUUUACAGCGUAGUGACCGGUCUUGCUUUCAUUUCACAUCCAUUCACACGGUGGGAAUUCAGAAUUAAUCAGUUUCAGUACUGUAGCUUUGCCUGCAAUUUUCUUUUCUCCAGAAGUUGAACACUCACACGAUUACGUUACGAUCAGGGCUAAAUAAUUAAGCAUAUAACUAUUUUAAUACUAAUUUAUAUUAGCAAAAACUGUACAUAAGAAAAAAAAUAUUGUGGAAUGACCCCGUAACAGUGUUGAAGAUACAAAUAUGCUGCAGUUAAACUGAUUCAGUUAGUGUACGAAUGUGUGAGACACACCUUUUUUGCACUUAUGUACAUAGUCCACGAAAGAAAUCCUUGGAACUUAUUUUGAAUAUAAAAAGUCUGUAAUAAUACAGGAAAAGUUUGUAAAAGAGAUAGGUAUUACUAAGGCUUUGAAAAGGAGGAGUUUUUUGCUAUAAAACUUAUCUGAAAGCAUGAUGUUGCUUUGCUGUUGUAAAAGCUUUGUAGUUUGCCAUAGCUUAUUAUACAGCAGACUGAUAACAGGUCAGCUCCAACCUGCAGCACAGAGAAUGGGAAACGGUGUGGAAUUAAUUAGUAAGGUCACUAGCAAAGAUUCAAAUUACUUUUUUUAAUCAGCCUACAUUUUCAAACACACCCCAGGUCAUGUUUCUGAUAGGUUGUGUUCUCGGUGAAUCCUAUUAGGACUGGUAGGUCUAUGGUAGCACACACACAUUUUUCCUAGCACCUAAUCCUAUUUCUGUCUUGAAGUGUUUAUCUGUGGGAGGUGACUGUCAUUGUGGUAAGUGUUUUAAAUCCCAGAGUGAAUUUGAAAUGUCACAACUUCUUGAUUUAUUUUUUUUAACCUUUUGGGGCAAGGUAACAAAAUGGAAGGAGCUGGGGAACCAUAGAUGGGCAGGGAUGAGUUGGGAUUGUCUGGGACCAGUUCUUUCUGCUGUGUGACAGCCAUGGUGUGAUUUGAGAGGCACAAGGUAGUGCUGCUGGGACAGGGAGGUGGAGGCUGGUGGCAUUGUGGCCAGCUGGGUGCUCCAGGCUGGGACUAACAAGCCCCUUUGAGUUGCCACCAAAGGACAGCAAAGCUGUGGCCCCUCAGUGAGCAGCCUCUUGUUCCUGUUUGUGUUGGUACUGCUGGGACUCUGCAGUGCUGGGGGAUUUUGGAGCAGCUGAAGUGCCUGUGUUGACUCAUUUAUUUUUGAUUGGAACAAGUUUCGGGUUUUGUUGGAUUUUUUUAAGUUGGCUCUUUUGUUUUUUGGGGGUUUUUUGUUUUGUUUUUGGGGUUUUUUUUGUUUGUUUGUGGGGUUUUUUGGUUGUUGUUUUUUUGGUUUUUUUUUUUUUUUUUUUUUGGCAAAACCCAAGCCCCAGUUUUGCUUCAGAAAAGGAACUGGUCUUGCCAUGAGUCUGGUCCUGACUCGAGCGGUGAGGCAAGUCUCCCAGAGCAGAACUGGUGGGAGGUGGCAUCUGAUGUGACUGUCACCCUUUGCUGGAUGCCCCAGGGCUGGGGGCUGAGCUGUUGCUGCCAAGGCCAAGAGCUGUUCCUUGGCCAGCAUUCCCAACCCCUGGCGAUGCCAGUGUGUGCCCAGGCAGCCCACUCUGCAGCACGGAGCUGUGCAAGCGGUGGUUUGCUGAACUGGAACAGCCCCAGGCUCUUUAAAAUGAGGGAAAAUCAGAUAUUGCUGCUCUCCGUGGUGUUAUGUAAUAACCUAGAUUGUAAUACAAAAUAAUCAGCUAGUUCAAGCCACCACACGAUUACGGCUUCCCUUUGCCAUCAUCAGUUUCUAUAAUCAAGUUCUUUCUCAUUUCUAGGAUUAUGAGAGAAAAAUAUUUUGCACUAUGUGAAAUGAAUCAUAGCUGGUCAAACUUUGUUCGGGGUAUGAGCACGAUCAUGACAACACUGCUAAAAUCUUUGCUAGUGAUCUUUACUGACAUCCUCUAUCAUCAAAAAUAACUCUAUAUGCCUCUCAAAGGAGAUAUUUAAACAUGCAAAAUAACACAACUGUUAAAUAAAAUGAAGUUAUUUUUCCAAACACACAACAGAGAGAAUUACCUGACACCGAAUUACAAGGUUCCAGUUCUUUAUUACUGUACACAGAUGCUAUUUGAUAGUGGUGGAAGCCAAAUGAUUUUGUUGCCAUGGCUUUUGUAUCCUAGCAGAUGAGGGGAUGAUAAGACCAUUCUUAGAUUGGAUUAUGGGAUUUUUUUUUCUUUCCAAUUAGCUUUGUUUUAAUUUUUUUUUUUUAGAUCAUGAAAAUGAACCGACUCCUCACCCUUUAUUACAUCACCUGACAAAAGAUCACUAUUUUUUUUUAUAAAUAGAGAAUUGUAUUUUAGGCAAUCACUAAAAUCAAAGAGAGAAUGUUCUCCUAAAUUGUCAAUUUUUAAUUUAAAUAUAUAAAAACAUUUAUACUGUACUGUGUAAAGUAGAUCUUUGAAGCACAUUCUUCUUUUCAUAGGCAUUUCUGGUAAAAACAAUGUAAGGGAAACAUUAGAUAUCAAUUUAAUGGAAUAGUUUAGAAAAUAUAUACAAAUGAUUACACUUAGCCCUGUGGAAUUGUAAGAAAUUAAAAUAUCAUUGGAUCCAGACAGGCGUAGGUUAAUGCAGUAUUUCAGUUCCAUAACAGGAUAGUUCAUUCCCUCAACUGCUACCAACAGGGUGUACGCUUUGAAUUUAUGUUUCUUUUUGCCACAUUAUAUUGCUGUAGUGCUUGUACGUGCUUUAGAAAUGUGCAUAAUGCUACUCAUUUUAGUAUGUUACUUCUAUAUUGUUAUUGUUUAUUUUUUGAUCUUUUAAUAAAGUGUAUAAAAUUCUUGGUUAUGUUUUUUAUGGAUCCAUAUCUACACAUUAAUAGGAGUUUACUUUAAAAACUUUUCAAGUUCCAGUUUAUUAGUCCCAAACUUCAAAGAUUCUGAUGUAAAAAUAAUAACUAAUGAAUUUGAAUCAAUGUUAUAUCUGAAGUGUAGAUCAACAGAAUAAAUUUCUUUCCAGAAAAUACCUGCAGUAUUUUGAAUUCUGUAGCCAGUGCCUCCUUUUUACUGGAUGCAUUCGGCCUAUCAUAUUAAAGUUACUAACACAAGACAGACAUUUGUAUUUUAGAAAAAUAAAAAGUAAAACUUUCCAGA